AUGCUUGAUAUCAGUUUUUCAUUCCCCAUAUAUAUAUAUAUAUNAUCAGGUGAUAUUUUGGAGAAGUAUUCUAAGAGUAGUAAUUUAGAAGGCGAUAAGUAUGCUAAGAGAAGUAAUUUAGAAGGCAAUUCUAAAGAACCAACAGCAAAGGAAAGGAAGCAGACUGGAUCCACAGGUAACUCUCAGAGAUCAAUCAAAGAAAAGAGAAAUGUUGAUUCAAUUAAAUCUAGUUCUGCUGCAUCUAGGAUUCUGAUCAAUAGGGAACUAAAUGCUGAUUUAGAAGCCGAUAAACCACUUUCUAAGAAAGAAAAAAUGUUGGCAGAACAUAGCGUGGGGAAAAAUUCCAAAGCAAUUGAUUCCCUGAAAAGACAGAUUCCUUUUCUUGAGAAAGAGGGAGAAAAGAGAAAUGUGAGCUCAUGGAAAUCCAUGGAUGCUUGGAAAGAGAAGAGAAAUUGGGAGGACAUACUUGGAACUCCGCAUCGUGUAGCUUCCCCUUUUUCUUGUUCACCAGGCAUGAGCAGGAAAAGUGCUGAUCGUGCACGCAUUUUGCAUGAUAAACUUAUGUAUCCUGAGAAGAAGAAAAAAUCAGCUCUUGACCUUAGAAAGGAAGCAGAAGAGAAACAUGUGCGAGCCACUAGAAUCAGAACUCAACUUGAGAAUGAGAAAAUGCAAAAGCUUCAACGCACUUCAGAUAAACUGAACCGUGUGAAUGAGUGGCAUACUGUUCGCAGCAAUAAGUUGCGAGAGUCAAUGUUUGCUCGCCACCAGCGUAGUGAAUCUAGGCACGAAGCUUAUUUGGCUCAGGUUGUGAGAAGAGCUGGUGACGAAAGCAGUAAAGUUAAUGAGGUACAAUUCAUCACCUCGCUAAAUGAAGAGAAUAAAAAGCUUAUAUUACGGCAGAAACUUCAGGAUUCAGAAUUGAGGAGGGCUGAGAAACUUCAAGUGAUGAAAAUCAAACAAAAAGAGGACAUGGCUAGGGAAGAAGCUGUUCUGGAACGCAAAAGGCUCAUUGAAGCAGAAAAGUUGCAGCAUCUUGCGGAGACACAGCGAAGGAAAGAAGAGGCUCAAGUAAGACGGGAAGAAGAACGCAAAGCAUCAAAUGCAGCACGAGAAGCGAGGGCUAUGGAACAGAUGCGAAGAAAGGAGGUACGAGCCAAAGCUCAACAGGAGGAGGCUGAACUCCUGGCUCAGAGAUUAGCGGAAAGACUCAGUGAAAGUGAACAGCGACGCAAGUUUUAUCUUGAACAAAUACGUGAAAGAGCAUCAAUGGAUUUCAGGGAUCAAUCUUCACCUUUAUUGCGGCGCUCUAUGAAUAAGGAUGGUCACUCUCAAGGCAGAUCUACUCUAACUGGUAAUCAAGAAGAUUAUCUGGUAAACAAUAGUGGUGCAGGAGGCUCUAAUAUUGCAACUGCCAAUGAGUCAUUGCAACACUCAUUGAAGCGAAGAAUAAAAAAAAUCCGGCAAAGACUUAUGUCACUAAAACAUGAAUUUUCUGAUCCUCCUGUUGGUGUCGAAAAUUCUGGCAUAGGUUAUAGGACUGCUGUGGGAAGUGCAAUGGGAAAAAUUGCCAGAUGGCUUCAGGAACUGCAAAAACCUCGCCAAGCGAGAAAAGAGGGUGCUUCUAAUUUUGGACUAAUAACUGCUGAAAUAAUCAAGUUCCUGGAGGGAAGGGAUGCUGAGCUGCAGGCUUCUCGCCGAGCUGGUUUAAAUUAA
Molecule: messenger RNA, 1713 nt
Organism: Fraxinus pennsylvanica
Lineage: Eukaryota; Viridiplantae; Streptophyta; Magnoliopsida; Lamiales; Oleaceae
Source: the annotation of a GenBank genome assembly